Messenger RNA from Ilex paraguariensis (yerba mate), 1506 nucleotides. The record is from the annotation of a GenBank genome assembly. Lineage: Eukaryota; Viridiplantae; Streptophyta; Magnoliopsida; Aquifoliales; Aquifoliaceae.
AUGAUACGUAUAUUUAUUUACGAACACAUUUUUGUUGUCUGUAUUUAUCUCUAUCAUCCUCCCCCCGCACAAAACAACAAACACUCCAUAAAAAAGCCAGGAUGGAAGUUGCAUCUGGAAGUUAUCCUUAAGUUGUCAGGAAACAUUCCUAUGUCUCUAACUACUGUGACUACACUUCAUCAAGUUCUUGAUCUGUCAACCAACCAUUUGACAGGACCAACUCCAGUCAAUGGCUCCUUUCAACUUUUCACUCCUAUAAGGUUUGUUUCAAUUUCGCCACCACCUUCCGUUUCUCCACCACGAUCAUCUUCUCCUUCAGUGGGCAAUAGUGCCACUAGGGCUAUUGCUGGAGGAGUUGCUGCUGGUUCUGCUCUGCUGUUUGCUGCCCCUGCAAUGGCUCUUGCUUUGUGGCGACGAAGGAAACCUGAGGAUCAUUUCUUCGAUGUUCCUGCUGAAGAGGAUCCGGAAGUUCAUCUAGGACAGCUCAAGAGGUUCUCUUUGCGUGAACUACAAGUUGCAUCAGAUAAUUUUAGCAACAAAAAUAUUAUUGGUAGAGGUGGAUUUGGUAAGGUCUACAAAGGUCGCUUGGCUGAUGGUUCUCUGGUGGCUAUAAAAAGACAAAAAGAGGAGCGUACUCAAGGUGGGGAGUUGGAGUUCCAAACAGAAGUAGAAAUGGCCAGCAUGGCUUUGCAUCGAAAUCUACUUCGUUUACGUGGUUUUUGCAUGACACCGACAGAACGGGUGCUUGUUUAUCCGUUCAUGGUUAAUGGAAGUGUUGCAUCAUGUUUAAGAGAGCGAGGUGAAUCACAGCCACCACUUGUUUGGCCAAUAAGGAAGCGAAUUGCACUGGGAGCUGCAAGGGGCCUUGCUUAUUUGCAUGAUCAUUGUGACCCGAAGAUAAUUCACGGUGAUGUCAAAGCUGCAAACAUAUUGUUAGAUGAGGAGUUUGAAGCAGUUGUUGGAGACUUUGGGUUGGCCAAACUCGUGGACUACAAGGAUACUCAUGUCACCACUGCUGUACGUAACUCAAUUGGGCAUAUAGCUCCUGAGUACCUCUCCACCGGAGAGUAUUCAGAGAAAACUGAUGUUUUUGGAUAUGGGUUUACGCUUCUUGAACUCAUCACUGGGCAGAGGGCUUUCGACCUUGCUCGACUUGCCAAUGAUGAUGAUGUCAUGUUGCUUGAUUGGGUAACGGGACUUCUGAAGAAAAAGAAGUUGGUAACAUUGGUUGACGCCGAUCUUCAAGGUAAUUAUGUUGAUGAAGAGGUGGAGCAGCUAAUACAGGUAGCUUUGCUCUGCACACAGACUUCCCCAAUGCAACGCCCCAAGAUGUCAGACGUGGUUAGGAUGCUUGAAGGUGAUGGCUUGGCGGAGAGGUGGGAAGAGUGGGAGAAGGAGGAGGUGUUCCGGGAAGAGGUUAACCACACCCACCACCCAAAUACUGACUGGAUCAUUGCCGAUUCAACUUCCAAUCUCAGCCCUGAUGAAUUGUCCGGUCCAAGAUGA